Molecule: messenger RNA, 2335 nt
Organism: Chlamydomonas reinhardtii
Lineage: Eukaryota; Viridiplantae; Chlorophyta; Chlorophyceae; Chlamydomonadales; Chlamydomonadaceae
Exons: 9
Coding region: 210-2054 (614 amino acids)
Source: RefSeq, a predicted model, not a curated record
GUACUGGCUGAAGCCCAACCUAGCAGCGAGCGGACAUCCCGCGCGCAAAUCGAUUUAGCGUGCUUGUUACUCGUCCUUAACCCAAACACUAUAAAGUAGUAUUGCGAUCCUUCAUAGACUGGAAGCGCACCAGCUACCAAUGAGCGCGGCGCCUGGGUGUCGCUGAGCUGCUCACGAGGCGGCACACCUCAACAACGCGCCUUGCCGCCAUGGCGCCGCGCGACACGGCAGCCCGCCCUUCAUGCCGCCGCGCUCCCCCCAGUUAUGGAGGUUGGCAGCUGCAGCUCAUGCUGCUGCCGGUCCGCCCCUCAUUGGCGCUACCGCAGUGGCGCAUGGGUCGCGCCGCGCUCCUUGCCGCCGGCGCGGUCAACCGACGCGGUGAUGGCAAGGGCGGUGCGGCCGGCUCGCCGGGCCAGCCUCCCGGCAGUGGCGGGGAGCCGAUCAUCCUGACGGCGGCCGACCCCGCGGCCGCCAAAAAGAAGCCCGCCGGGCCGCUGAAGCGCUCGUCCUACCGCCGCCGCAAGAAGUCGGAUGAGGAGCGGCGACAGCAGGCCGCAGCAGAGAAGGCUGAGUUGGACGCGCUACGCAAGUCGGGGCGGAACAGGUACUUGUCUGGCGGCCUCCGCCAGCAGCCGCCGGUGGUGCUGGUGGACGGCUACAACACCAUCCUGGCCACAGCCGAGCUGAAGGCGCUGGUGGGCGGCGUGGCGGCGGGUGGCGGCGGCGGCGGCGGCGGUGGCGGCAUGGAGGCCGCACGUGACGCGCUCAACCGCAUGUGUGCCGAGUACGGCGCCGCCACUGGAUUCACGGUGUAUGUGGUGUACGACGCCAUGGGCUCCAGCCAUGCCCGGGAUAACCGCUACAUCGAGCUGGGCGACCGCGCGCGGGCGGUGUUCUCCGCCCGCAGCGAGGCAGACACCUACAUCGGCCGGGCGGCGGCGGAGUGGAAGAGGCUGGGCGCCAGCGACGUGAUGGUGGUGUCCAACGACCGGCACGUGCAGGAGCUGGCCUCGGAUCCGGAUUUCGUCAUCUACCCCGUGGACAUGGCCACCUGGAUCCAGCGCGUGCGCGAGGUCAGUGAGCGCAGCCGCCAGGCGGCGCGUGACGGCGGCGGCGGCGGCGGCGGCGGCUUGUCGGGCUUGGGAGCGGCGUUCGGGCGCGGCGGCAAGGCGGCGCCAGCCGCUGCGGACAUGGAGGAGCUGCAGCUGCGGCAGCAGCGGCUGCAGCGGCAGCAGCGGCGGGCGGCGGCAGGCGGCGGCGCGGCAGCUCGGCUGCUGGACAGUGCCAGCCUAGAGGCUGAGCUGGCGAGGCUGGCUGAGGAGGCGAGCAGCAGCGAUGAAGGGGAAGAGGAGGGGGACGGGCAGGGGCUGUUGGCAGUAGCAGGGCACGGCGGCGCGCAGGCCGCGGGGCUGGCAAGGCUGGCGGCCGGUGCACGGCAUGCGGGCGGCGGGGCGUGGUGGGGCGGCGACGAGAGCGAGGGCGAGGAGGGCGAGGGGGCGGGUGGCGGCACGCAUGGCGGCGGCGGCAUGGUCACGUCAUUGGAGGCGGGCGGGCGGGGCGUGAGGGGCCGCUUUGAGGCAGCGAUGGCGGCGGCGGCGGCGGAUUCGGAUGUGGGCGCGCCACGCCCACAGCUGUCAGCGCCCGCCAACGCAUGGUCAAAGGCGGGUCAGGCGCCUGCUGCCUCGGCGCGGGCACACUCAGCGGCGGCGGCGGGUGAGCCGUCCAGACUGCCCGGCCCGGCACAGGCACUGGCACCGGCACCGGCACCAGAUUCAGCGUUAGCAGCAGUAAGGGCAGCAGCCACGGCGGCCGCUGCGGCAGGAGCUCGGACGCCGCCACCAGUAGCGCCCGCCCUGUCCGCGGCCACAACCGCGGCCAGCACCGGUACCGCCGCUGCUGCUGCUCCCGCAGCCAGCCCUGCUGCCGCCGCUCCUGCUGCCGCCGCCCCCGCUGCGUCCGCCAAGCUGGGGGCGCUUCUGGGCAAGGGUGGCAAGGCCAAGCUAGCGGGGCUCUUAAGACAGGCGUCCAGCUCCGCAGGGACAGACGGCGGGUAGAUUUCGUUGGUUAUGAGAAGGGCAUGCAGGCCUGCUGGAGUAGCGCGCGGGUGACUACUAGCGAGCGCAUGGCGAUGUCAGGAGGCAGAAGGGGAGCUGGGGAGGGAAAGGGCCAAACAUCUGGUCACCAGGUGCAUGUGCGUGUGUGGCUGUGUUGAAGCCGGCGCUGCAUCGGCUGGCUCGUUGGCUCCUCACACUGGGUAGGCAGGUUGGGGUAGGCCGGCGUCUUGGGGGGAGGUGCAGGCGGGCGGUGGUGCAAAGCGGGUGGCUCGGGCCUUCUC